GCUCUACCCCACUUCCUGUUCCGGCCGGCUCCCGCCUGCGGGGAGCUCCCGACGCCGGCGGAAGUGCGUGUGCGUGGCCAUGGCGGCGGUGGAUAUCCGAGAUAAUCUCUUGGGAAUUUCCUGGGUUGACAGCUCCUGGAUUCCAAUAUUAAACAAUGGGAGUGUGUUGGACUAUUUCUCAGAGCGAAGUAACCCGUUCUAUGAUCGAACAUGCAACAAUGAAGUUGUCAAAAUGCAGCGGAUGACCUUGGACCAUUUGAACCAGAUGAUUGGAGUGGAGUAUAUCCUUCUUCAUGCUCAAGAGCCCAUUCUCUUCAUUAUCCGAAAGCAGCAAAGGCAAUCUCCAACACAGGUUAUUCCAUUGGCUGACUACUAUAUCAUUGCUGGUGUGAUUUAUCAGGCACCUGACCUGGGGUCUGUCAUUAACUCCAGAGUUCUCACUGCAGUGCAUGGAAUUCAGUCUGCUUUUGAAGAAGCUAUGUCCUACUGUCGCUAUCACCCAUCCAAAGGCUAUUGGUGGCAUUUCAAAGAUCAAGAAGAACGAGAGAAGGCUAAACCAAAAGCCAAGAAGAAAGAAGAACCAAGUUCUAUUUUCCAAAGGCAACGGGUAGAUGCUUUGCUUCUAGACCUGCGACAAAAGUUUCCACCUAGAUUUGUUCAGCAAAAGCCUGGAGAAAAGCCCAUCCCAGUGGAUCAAAUCAAGAAGGAACCAGAACCAGCCCCUGAAGCUAUCAAGCCAGAGGAGAAAGAGACUGUAAAGAACGCUCAGCAGAGUGCUGGCACUAAAGGACCUCCUGAAAAACGGAUGAGACUCCAGUGAAGGAAAUUGUUACACAUCUGGAUUAGUCAGUACCUGAAAGUCUACAGGAGAUUCUUGCUCCCUUUCCUUAAUAUUUAAGCUCUUCACCAAGACUGUGAAAAUUCAGGAAUUGAAGUCCCUGUAGCAGCUCUUUCUGUAGAAACCUAUUGUAGAAAUGGCAAUGGCAGGAUGUGAGCUGCUUCAAAGAAAGUGUUUUCAGUUUUCAUUCUGUUUUUCAGGUUGGCUUCUGAGAAUGGUUUUUACACUGAGGUAUAUUUUUGCAGCCUCCUGAAAUCCUUGCAAUCCCUUGUGUCUUGGUUUCUUUUGUAAAAAGAAAAACUUUUAUAAAAAAAACCAAACUUGUUCUUGGUGAAUCAAAUCCUGGAUGCUAGGUUGCCUUUCUUAAAUACUUACUUUGUUAGUGAAUAUGCCAUACAUGCUGGCAGCAGUCUCUUACUUGGAUAUCAGAAUAUGUCAUGUGUUAUUUUGAGGAAGGCAAGUUUAACUAAAGGAUUUAGGCUGUCAGAUAUAAAUUGCUGUGCCUUUAGUGUGUUUGGUAUAUAGAUUGAAGAUUUGGCAACUGGAGGCUCAAAUCCAUGUAAUUAGAUGUCAAACUGCCCCAAGUUUCUAAAUGUUCUCAGCCACUCUUUUUACUUAAAGAUAAGUGACAGCUAAGCUGUUCUGUUAUAAUAAAAAGCUAGUGUUUAUCGAAGAGAUAUGAUGACAUAAAACAGGCUAAAAUACCUUGCUGUUAUGUGCUCACAGUGUCUACAUUUCUUUCUUUCAUUGUAACUCAAAUGUCUCAAUUGCAUACUGUUUCCUCUGUGCUUCUAGCACCUUCUUGCUCUGUCUAAUCACCUUGAGUAGUUGUCUGUCUGUUAGACCUGAGGAGGUAGGGAAGGGGAAGAGAAACAUCACUGACCGCUGUAUACUUUGCAUAUUUGCUAUGGUGUUUAUGCAAGGCACUCUUUGGCUUGUGGAGAAUUUAGAUGUCAUCCAUUGCUAGGAAAUGACUAUCGGCUUGUUUCAUUUUUUUAUGUAGAAGUAGUGGAGCCAUUCUUGAAACAGUUUUCUUCUCCCCUUAGCCCCCAAACUGUUGCUUACUUUGUAAUAUCCUCUAGUAAAUGUUAGAGUGAGGAAAAAGAGUUCUAAAUAGCAGACAAAUGUAAGUAGGAGAGACUAAAAUACAUUCAGGCUGCUCUGUCAAAUUUAUUUUGAUGUUAUAGGAGGGAUUUUCACUUCAGUAACUGAGGAAAAGUUCUGACUGGGUAGCUACUGAAUAAUGGAAAGACCUGUGUAACUUCUGUCCUGUAAUCCAAGGCUGUAACAAAUAUGUAGAUAAGCAAAUGGACAAAAAAGGGGAGGAGGGGCAGAAAGGCAAAAAAAGCAAAGUUGGAGCAGCUAUUUCUCCAAAUGUUGAUGGAGGUGGAUAAUAAGCUAGCGUGAAGUCCUAACUCAAGUGAAGAUGUAGAGAGUAGUUAUUCUGGGAUGCUCAAAACAAGUUGGAGAUAUUCAACCUUGAAUAAUUACAAUGUAGUAUGAAUACAUGUGGAACAAAAGGUUAUGGCCUCUUUUCUGUAUUAGAGGACUUCCCCUGAGAACAAAGGGCCCAAGAAGCACCAUAAACUUUGACACUAGGUUGCUGAAUUAUGACAGAACCUGAGCAAGGAAUGGGACUGGUUAACCAGAGCCCUAAGACUGUCUAUUUCAGUGGCACCAUGCUGAGUCAGAAAUGUACUGCUUACAGCAGUAAUCUACCACUUACAAAUGCCUAGCUUGAGUACUGUUUUGCUUGAGGAAACUUGUUUACAAUCAUAUGUAACCAUAGCAAGUCUACAAAGUCAAACAUGCAUUAGUAACCUGUAAGAGGUGUGGAGUUUUGGGGGUGUUUUGUUUGUUUUUAGUGAGCUUCAGGUAAUGCUCCUUUACUUGUAUGUUUGUUUUAUGAUAGUUUUUAAUUGUCAGAUCAAACUAUUUUAUCCAUAGGAGUCAUGUGUCCUUUUUUUGAGUAAACACCAUGAGCAGUGCUCAGCUGUUAAGAAACUAUUCAGUUUUUUUCUCUUGGUAGUUCGGUAUUUGGUCCUGAGCUGUUUCUUCUGUGUGCUAUUCAGAACCUGCUCUGAAAACAAUUAUUAAUUUCCUCAUUAGUCUCUCGUUUGGUAUUCAUCAUCUUCUAGAAUCUGAUUCAUUUCAGCCAUUUACACCAAUAAACACUCCAAAAUACAGAGGUUAUCCACAUCUUACAAAUGGAGAUAAUGUGGAUUAUGGUUGGGGGCAGGGGAUUUGUCCAGUAGGACAGGAUCUGGUGGUGUGCUGUUGACAUCUCAACAGCAGAAGGCUUCAAUUAUUUCUGCAAGGGUGUAGUUAUUAGCCUUUAGUCCAUAGUGCGAGAGUGCUGGGGAUCUAUCACUCUUUCCUAAAGACUCAUCAGAUGGUAAGUGAGAAGAGUAAGCCGAUUGCUGGUAGGAUUCAGUUCCACAGGAGCUUUGCCCCUCUCUGAAAAUUUUGGAGGACUGCAAGAUGAAAAAACAUUUGCGGGGGGGGAAAGAUAGGUUGUGUGAAAGCCAGUUAAAUGUGCUAACCAAAUGUUUCUGCUGUUGAGUAGCUACAGACGGAUGUGAUCUUUCUUCUCUGCUCUAUUGUAUGGUUAGCCAUUUUUCUUCUCUUCAUUGCCAUAUAACGGGAAUCAUUUCUCUCCUCCCUCCCCCCCAAAAAUCCUGUCUACUCCUUACCUGAUCAGAGUACAGAAGUGGAAGGCUCUGCUAAUCUGAACACAACUGUGUAGUCUUGCUGCUGUGACCUUGAUACUGAAGGACUUGCUGUAGGUGCUCAGCACUGUGUUAUGAACUGUUACGUUAACACAUUUUAAAAUCUAAUUGGCCAUGAAUUCAAUGAUGGAACCCAAAUUCUUUCUCCUAGUCCUAACUAUAUGGUUAUGCAUAACUUAACUGAGGGUGGGGGGAAAAAAAAGCAGUAGGCAACUUCUAGGGGUAGGGCAUAUGAUGUUUUGAGCAAAUUGGCAGAGUGAUGUAGUAGGGGCUCUUUUAUAGCCUAAGUCAGGAAUGGUCACAGAGCAGAAGCAUGAAUUUAAAAGUAGCACUACAGACACUGCACACACACAAAAAAAUAAUGUAAUAGGAUUUUUCUAUUACAGCUAUUGUGUCCUGAAUUACAUUUAUUUCAAAAGACAAUCUGACACAGUUCAAGGCUUUGGAAUGCAAAAGGGAUACAUGAAAAGUAGCAGUGGAAAAUUAUUCAAAAACUUAAAAGCACAGAUGACAGAAUUUAGAGGAAAAAAGUUUCUAAGGCUUUAAAAUUAAAAUUAGUAAGAAAAACAGUAAAUCUAAGCCUCAUACAGUCAGAGUUUGCUCACUCUUAGCCAAAACAAUAAUGAACAACCUCAGAUAACAUACAGCUAUGGAUAUGUAGGAAGAUGUCAAAACAUCAGUGAUAAUCCAUGUAUAUGUUGGAGGCUUGUGGUCAUUGUGCCACACUUACUGUUCCUGAUCUAAAGCAACUGAUUUUCGUUUAGCUAUGUAAAGGCUACAAUAGGGAUAGAUGUGUUAGUGUGGUAUUCUCUUAGCCUGUGUUGUGAUAAGCAUCUUCAAUAACUGAAUAAACUUUGUCAAAUGAAAAAUA
Molecule: messenger RNA, 4438 nt
Organism: Dromaius novaehollandiae (emu)
Lineage: Eukaryota; Metazoa; Chordata; Aves; Casuariiformes; Dromaiidae
Gene: MED6
Product: mediator complex subunit 6
Exons: 8
Coding region: 80-820 (246 amino acids)
Biological process (GO): regulation of transcription by RNA polymerase II
Cellular component (GO): core mediator complex; mediator complex
Molecular function (GO): transcription coactivator activity
Source: RefSeq, a predicted model, not a curated record